This is a messenger RNA of Microcebus murinus (gray mouse lemur), 435 nucleotides long. RefSeq names its product colipase (gene CLPS). Gene Ontology annotation, molecular function: lipase binding; enzyme activator activity. Gene Ontology annotation, cellular component: extracellular region. The record is from RefSeq and is a predicted model, not a curated record. Gene Ontology annotation, biological process: lipid catabolic process; positive regulation of catalytic activity; response to food. NCBI's taxonomy places the organism in Eukaryota, Metazoa, Chordata, Mammalia, Primates, Cheirogaleidae.
GUGGUUGGAGGGAAUGCUGGCACGGAGUGGGGAUUGCUGCCAUUGUCUUCUGCCAUCGGACCCGCCACUGCCACCCACACCAGUGUCCCGCUCGCCAUGGAGAAGGUCCUGGUCCUCCUGCUCAUCGCCCUGUCAGUGGCCUGUGCAGCUCCCGACCCUCGGGGGAUCCUCAUCAGCCUGGAUGAGGGUGAGCUCUGCAUGAACAGCGCCCAGUGCAAGAGCAAGUGUUGUCACCGUACGAGCGGGGUGAGCCUGGCCCGCUGCGCACCCAAGGCCAGCGAGAACAGCGAGUGCUCCGUCAAGACACUCUAUGGGGUUUACUACAAGUGUCCCUGCGAGCGGGGCCUGACCUGUGAGGCGGACAAGACCAUCGUGGGCGCCAUCACCAACACCAACUUCGGCCUCUGCCUUGAUGCCGGGCGCUCCAAGCAGUGA